This is a messenger RNA of Selaginella moellendorffii, 1713 nucleotides long. RefSeq names its product natterin-3. The record is from RefSeq and is a predicted model, not a curated record. Bases 568 to 1632 code for a protein of 354 amino acids. The transcript has 4 exons. Lineage: Eukaryota; Viridiplantae; Streptophyta; Lycopodiopsida; Selaginellales; Selaginellaceae.
UCUGAGCAACUCAUCAAAAUCUUAGGUAUUCCAUGGCUUCACACCGUUUGCUUCCAAAGGUUGGAGGAUCCGCAAAUAUCAGCAUAGGAAAGGACGGAAUCAAAGCCUCGCUGGACAAUUCUAAACAAGAAGAUGCUAAGACACCUGAUAAUAAUGCUCCAGCUGUGACUCUCCUGCCCCGCUAUGUAGCAGUAAAGAGCUCUGGGGGCUACUUGAGGCUCAACUUCAAGUCGAGCGGGGAGGAUAACACAAAGCGUCCCUACUUGACUUUCUCGGAACAGAGCAAGUCCCGCAAAUGGAAGAUUCUGGCGUGUUCUUCAGGAUGGUGGCUGGGUAGUUGCUGAUCGAGAGGGCACACCUGCAUCCACCGAUACUGACUGUCAGUUUGAGGUGAAGCAGAUCGACUCAAACACCUAUUCGUUCAAAUCGGUGCUGAAUGGAAAGUAUCUUGGUGGUCAUACCGUGAAAAACCUGGAAAGGGGAUUCAGAGCUUCUGAUGAUACGUCCAAGGAGAGCUUGCAAGUGACUUCUGCAGAAGAUACUGCACUCACACUUCCACGCUAUGUCAUGUUCAAGGGCGGCAACAACAAGUUCAUGUGCGUGCAUGCUGAACGUGGGCAGGAAAUCUGGCUACAAUUCAACCUCGAGAACAAUCCGGACCUUCACGCGGCUUUUGAAGUUGUCCCCACUGUGGAUGGUAAUGUAGCGAUGUGCAGCAUCAAAAGGGACCGCUUCUGGAGGCUAAGUCCCAAUUGGAUAUGGACCGACAUCGAACGUUCCAAGGCACUUACCACUCCGGCGUGCUUGUUCGAGCCCAUCAAACUCAGCAACAAAGUUGUAGCCUUCCGUUCGACAGUCAACCAAAAGUUGUGCAAGCGCUACACUGAUUACUGGGUGAGUUCCCUAUGUGCCAUUGCCGACAGCAUCAACGAUAAAGAGACCCACCUGGAAGUGAGCAAGGCUGUGUCGCAUACAAGCAUAUUUGAUGUAAAGUAUCUGCUCGAGUUGGCCGAAAUGCGGGAGAUUGAAACCCUGGUGGUUGGCCGCAGCUACCUGAAGAACGACGGUGAAAAAACGGCAGAUUUACAGGCGCAGGUUACCUUGUCUGAAACACUGACCACCAGCCAAACGUGGAGCACCUCUGACACCUUUUCUAUGAGCACAAGCGUGUCUUUAACCGCUGGGAAGCCUGAAGUUGCAAGUGCUACGUUUACGCUGACUAUUGGGACUGAAACAACAAAGACCUACGAAUUUGGUAAGGCCACUCAGAACGCAAUCCAGUUUCAGUCCACAAUCACUGUCAAAGAUGUCAAGCCAAAUGAGGAGGCGAACCUAACCUUUGAAUGUACUAAAGCUAAGUGCCGAAUUCCUUUCACGUACAAGACCAGGAGCACUCGACUGGAUGGUGUCGAUCUGCCAGCAACUGAAGAAAUUGAUGGUAUUUUCGAAGGUGUCCUGGUAUACAACGUUGGAGCAAAGAUAGGACGUGGAACUAAGUUGUCUUCAGAAGCUGGAAAUAAGUUGUCUUUAGAAGCUGGAGACGUUAUCUCUAUCAACAUAGAGACUGGAGAGACACGGAAGGAGGAAGAAUGGGUGCCUAUGGAAGUGACAGAAACUCCUAUUAAUGGAUAAAUUACAGAGAACAGCGAAACAAAUAAAGAGAAAUAAAAGCUUUCCUCUGAGUGCUAAUAAAACAUUUCUUCAUUUACUUUC